AUGGUGUUGGUAAAACAUCUUUGUUUUUCAACUCUUCCACUUUUACUUGCUGUUUCCGGAACCAGUAUUGGAGCCUCGCAUUUCUCAAGUGACAUAUCCCGAUCCAAGCUCAACAACCGAGAUGAGCAUGCCUAUAUUGGCACCCGCGAUGAUGAAGUCGAUCUUGGGCUACGCGUGGAUAGUGGAGAUGACAUAUCCCUUCAACUGCGUAGGCCAAUGAGACGAGAGCGGUUCGGAAAGCGGGCAGCAAAGGGCCCAGCGAAGCCUGCUCUUGCUCCCAAGAAAGCCGCUGCUACUAAGAAGGCCACUACUCCUAAGAGAGCUGCUACUCCCAAGAAGCCUGCCGCUCCCAAGAAGCCUGCCGCUCCCAAGAAGCCUGCCGCUCCUAAGAAGCCUGCUACUCCUAAGAAAGCUGCUCCUAAGAAAGCUGCUCCCAAGAAGCCUGCUACUCCUAAGAAAGCUGCUCCCAAGAAAGCUGCUCCCAAGAAGGCCACCACUCCCAAGAAGGCCACCACUCCCAAGAAGGCCACCACUCCCAAGAAGGCCACCACUCCCAAGAAGGCCACCACUCCCAAGAAGGCCACCACUCCCAAGAAGGCCACCACUCCCAAGAAGGCCACCACUCCCAAGAAGGCUGCUAUUCCCAAGAAAGCUGUUGCUACUAAGAAGGCCACUACUCCCAAGAAAGCUGCUGCUCCCAGGAGGGCUGCUUCAAAGAAAGCUACUGGUAUCAAGACGCCUAUCGAUUCCAAGAAGGCGGCAGGUCACAAGGCUGCUUCUCCUAAGAAGUUCGCGGUAAAGACUCAUGCCAAGAAAGUCGGUCCUAAGAAGGCUGCCGGUCCUAAGAAGGCUGCCGGUCAUAAGAAGGCUGCCGCUCCCAAGAAAGCCGCUACCCCUAAGAAGACAGUAGCUUCUAAGAAGGGUACAGGUCGAGAGAAAGCUGCAGCAAAGAAGGCUUCAACUAAGACUGGCACCAAGAAGUCUAAUGCCAAGAAGGCUCCGGCCAGGAAGGUCGGCACCAAGAAGUCUGCUACUAAGGGUGUUGGCAAGAAGAGUUCUGGGAACAAGCAUUCCGGAAAGAAGUUGCCUGGAAAAAAGACGCCCGGAAAUAAGAAGCAUGGAAAGAAGCAUCCCGGAAAGAAAUCACCUGGAAAGAAGAGUUCUCUUAAAGCCAAUGGCGCCAAGAACCCUUCUCCUAAGCAGACUCCUGCUAGGAUUGCUUCCAAGUCGGUCGAUUCCACCAAACCGAACCCGACCACUCAGCACUGUAAGCGAGGCCCGGGUGGGGAGGAGGGGGGAAGCUGCAAGACUCCUAAUUCUGGGGGAAUUGGAGCAGCGUUUCAAAAGACCAGGAAGGGCAUUGAGAAGCUCAUGGGAAUGGAACAAAACAAAAUAGAUAAGGCCACGAUUGGAUACCCAAAGUUGAUCGAGCAAAACACAGCCCCUGGGACGCAGGCAGGCCAGAGGAGUGGGCAGCAGAGCGGAGAACAAAGUCUAGAGAGCAAGAAAAGAGUAGUAGACAAGUCCGAGAUUGGCAAGCCACAGCCUAAAGAGGGGUCGUCAGCGCCCUUUCUCCAAGUAUACAACAAACCCCCUGAGGGGCAGACAGGCGAACGGAGUGGUCAGCAGAGGCAGUCGCACGAAUCAUCAGGUCAAGAGACAAGCGGAUCCAUACCCCUUGUAAUCGAAGGCUCGCCUUCAGGACAAUCGGGUGAGAAGAGUGGGCAGAGGGAGUCACAGAAAUCGACAAGCCAGGAGACAAGCGGCUCGAUACCAAUCAUGAAAGCAAACUCGCCUGUAGAACAGGCGAACCGACAAACAAUUGGCUCAUCGUCAACCGAUAGUGGUCCGAUAUAUUUGGAAGAUCAUUUAGGGAAUAAGGUGAAUUGA
Molecule: messenger RNA, 1890 nt
Organism: Clonostachys solani
Lineage: Eukaryota; Fungi; Ascomycota; Sordariomycetes; Hypocreales; Bionectriaceae
Source: the annotation of a GenBank genome assembly